This is a messenger RNA of Mercenaria mercenaria, 1077 nucleotides long. RefSeq lists its product as uncharacterized. The transcript has 2 exons. The record is from RefSeq and is a predicted model, not a curated record. Bases 1 to 1077 code for a protein of 358 amino acids. NCBI's taxonomy places the organism in Eukaryota, Metazoa, Mollusca, Bivalvia, Venerida, Veneridae.
AUGUCAGCUACAAAUCGUGCAAGAAAUGCCAUGAUAUCAUGCUUGUAUGCUUGUACUGAUGUAGUGUCAUGUCUAUGUGUUUGUGCCAGGGUUGCUGUGGUGUCAUGCCUGUGUACUUGUGCCAGGGCUGAUGUUGUGUCAUGUCUGUGUGCUUGUGCCAGAGCUACUGUGGUGUUACACCUGUGUACUUGUGCCAGAGCUGGUGUAGUGUCAUGUCUGUGUGUUUUGCCAGGGCUUAUGAGGUGUCAUGCCUGUGUACUUGCGAGGGCUGAUGUUGUGCCAUGUCUGUGUGCUUGUGCCAGGGCUGAUGUUGUGUCAUGUCUGUGUGUUUGUGCCAGAGCUACUGUGGUGUCAUGCCUGUACAUUUGGGCCAAAGCUGAUGUAGUGUCAUGUCUGUGUGCUUGUGCCUGGGCUGCUGUGGUGUCACGCCUGUGUAUUUGUGCCAAAGCUGAUGUAGUGCCAUGUCUGUGUGCUUGUGCCAGGGCUGCUGAGGUGUCACGCCUGUGUACUUGUGCCAAGGCUGAUGUAGUAUCAGGUCUGUGUGCUUAUGCCAGGGUUGCUGUGGUGUCACGCCUAUGUACUUGUGCCAAGGCUGAUGUAGUGCCAUGUAUGUAUGCAUUUGCCAGGGUUGCUGUGGUGUCAUGCCUGUGUACUUGUGGCAAAGCUGAUGUAAAGUCAUGUCUGUGUGCCUUUGCCAGGCCUGCUGAGGUGUCACGCCUGUGUACUUGUGCUAAGAUUGAUGUAGUGCCAUGUAUGUAUGCAUGUGCCAGGGUUGCUGUGGUGUCAUGCCUGUGUACUUGUAGCAAAGCAGAUGUAGUGUCAGGUCUGUGUGCUUGUGCCAGGGUCGCUGUGGUGUCAUGCCUGUGUACUUGUGCCAAAGCUAAUGUAGUGCCAUGUCUGUGUGCUUGUGCCAAGGCUGAUGUAGUGCCAUGUCUGUGUACUUGUGCCAAAGCUUAUGUAGUGCCAUGUCUGUGUACUUGUGCCAAGGCUGAUGUAGUGCCAUGCUUCACAAUGGUUACAGCUAAUCAUGUACAAUGUAUCAUAGCAUUUUCAAUCAAGGCAAAGAUACAUUUAUAG